This is a messenger RNA of Myzus persicae (green peach aphid), 1478 nucleotides long. RefSeq lists its product as uncharacterized. Lineage: Eukaryota; Metazoa; Arthropoda; Insecta; Hemiptera; Aphididae. The annotation marks the transcript as partial. The record is from RefSeq and is a predicted model, not a curated record. The transcript is spliced from 3 exons.
UGUAUCAUCCACAUGACACUACCCCUUUUAAAUGUCUUGAGAUUAAUUGUCAUCGAGUCUUUGAUUCUCUUAAAUCAUUUAAAAAACACACAAGAGUCCAUUCUAAUAAUCCUAUAAACAUUCAUUGUGUUUCUACAUUUUCACCAAACCAACCAACUAAUUCUGUUCAGCCUGUUGAAAUAGAACCAAAUAUUUUUCCAGCUGUUGAAAUUUCAACUAAAAACAAUCAAAUUGAAGAUUUUGAAUUGAGUGUAUAUAACAAAGCUUUGUGUUUGUUAUCAAAAUGGUAUGGUGAAUCUGGAGUACCUCGAAAUAAAAUUCAAUUAAUUAUUGAUGAUUUCACUGAUUUUAUCAACGAUUUUUUACCACAAUUUAAAAAUGAAGUAUUAAAUACAUUAACUAAAUUUCAACCACCUGGUGGUGACAUUAUUUUAUCUAAUAUUUCUUCAAUGUUUGAUGUGAUGUGUAAUCCUUUUAAAAAUUUAAAAACUGAGCAUAAGCGUUUUAAAGUAUUAGAUGAGAUGGGCAUGUUAAUUAGACCUAAAACAAUUCAUGUUGGAAAUCGAAUGAAUGAUAAACUACAAAAUGGAUGUUUUGAAACAAAUAAUCCACUUGGGUCCCACAGAGGAGUUCAAAAAUUAGGAGCAGUUUAUAUAUCUAUGCCCUCAUUUCCUCCAGAGCUUAUAUCAAAACUUGAAAGUAUAUUUUUAGUACUUCUUUUUAAUUCAAUAGAUAAAAAACAAGUUGGAAAUACAGAAAUAUUUAAAAAUUUAAUUUCUGAGAUUAAAGACUUAGAAGAAAAUGGCAUAGAAGUGUUUAUUAAUGAUGAGUCAAUUAAGGUGUAUUUCUGUUUAGCUUUAAUUGUUGGGGAUAACUUAGGAUUACAUGGUAUGAUGGGAUUUUCUGAAAGUUUUGUUGCAAAUUACCCCUGUAGGUUUUGCCUGUGUUCGAAAACUGUUUGUCAUAAACAAUUGUUUCAAAUUGAUAAUGAACUACGGAAUACUGAAAAUUAUGAGAUUGACGUUAAUACAGAAAACAUGUCUGAGACUGGUAUUGUCGAACGAAGUAUUUGGAAUACCAUACCUUCUUUUCAUGUAGUGAAUAAUUACUCGGUUGAUCUGAUGCAUGACAUAUUAGAAGGUGUAUGUGGUUAUGAUAUUUUCAGUAUUUUGAGGCAUUUCAUUUUUGUAAUGAAAUACUUUACUUUAGAAACUUUGAAUCAUAGAAUUAAAUUUUUCAAUUAUGGUUCCACUGAUAUCAGAAAUAGACCUCCCUUAUUGUUAGAAAAUACAUUAAAAAGUAAUUCAAACACAAUAAAAAUGUCAGCAAGUGAAAUGUGGAAUUUUGUUCGUUACUUAGGACUAUUAAUUGGUGAUUUAGUUGAUGUAGAGUCUGAAUAUUGGUGCUUUAUAUGGUUCAUUGAAAUAUCUUUGCGUAUCCUCAGAUAUGCAACCUUUAACCAUAUGUAUGCUUUUUGA